UGACGUCAGCGCGUACAGCGGGACGUCUCGGAGAAGAUAAACAAAAAGGAAGGAAGCCUUCGGCCAUACAAUCGCGGCAAAACAUCGGUUCAAAAAAUCUAGCUUUCCAGCUCCAGUCCGCCGCUCCAUGAGCCGUCUGGUUGAUUAGCAGCGUUCACAGUCAUGGACGAGGGGAUCAUAUUUCGCAUGAGUGCAUUUUCCGAGCAAGGGGGCAGGAAAUACAUGGAGGACGUGGUCGAGAUACGAAUCGAGUACGAGCCGAUGCCGACACCAGCCGAAGAUGACCCAAAGUCUCAGGGACGCGGAGCACAGGGGGAGGCGGACAGUGGACCCGCGGAGCAGCCCGUGAACGAGACACCGCGCGGGCCGGCCUCCUCCGCGGUGUGGGUCGAGAGUCUCACGGACGAGGCCGACGACAACACGCCGGCGUCGGAGGGGAACGUCGCGGAGCGUCCGGUCGACACUCGGAAGUCCGUGGCGUUUUUCGCCGUGUUCGACGGCCACGGGGGUCGCGAAGCGGCACACUUCGCGAGAGACAAUCUGUGGGGCUUAUUGAAGAAGCAGCGGGGCUUCUGGUCGAAGGAUCACAGCGAAGUGUGCGCCGCUCUCAGGAAAGGGUUCAUCGCCUGUCACCACGCGAUGUGGAAGGAGCUACCGGAGUGGCCAAAGACGAUAACCGGCCUGCCCAGUACGUCGGGCACCACAGCCAGCGUGGUUGUGAUCCGCGGGGUCCACAUGUACGUUGCCCAUGUCGGCGAUUCGGGAGUGGUGGUUGGAGUGCAAGAAAAUGACUCGGACAUCACGCUGCAGGCGCUGGAAAUAACACAAGAUCACAAACCUGAACUCCCCAAAGAAAAAGAACGGAUUGAACGACUGGGUGGCAGCGUAAUGAAAAAAUCUGGGGUGAACCGUGUUGUGUGGAAGAGGCCGAGGCUGACCCACAACGGCCCUGUGAGGAGGAGUACAGUCAUCGACCAGAUCCCCUUCCUGGCUGUGGCCCGCUCCCUCGGCGAUCUGUGGAGCUACGACUUCUUCAGCGGGGAGUUUGUGGUUUCUCCAGAGCCCGAUACCACCGUGAUGACCCUCGACCCCAGCCGGCAUCGCUACGUCAUCAUCGGCAGUGACGGACUGUGGAACAUGAUGCCGCCCAAGAAUGCAGUCAACAUGUGCUCCAGCCACGACAAAAUGGUGGGACCAAAGGGAAUGUCCUGCGCCCGCCGGCUGGGGUGCACAGCCCUACUGUUUUGGAAAGAGCGCAUGCUCCGUGCAGACAACACAACGGUGAUCGUCCUGGCCCUGCAGGAGCGCGGGGGCCCACCAAUCCCGAUGCAUCGAGAUGAGAUCGUCGUCGACAUGUCUACAGGAAUGGACCACGUUCCCUUCCCGGGAACAACUUAUAACACGUGCGUGGUCCCAAAGGAGGAACAUGAUGAGGAUGAGGAUGACAUGUUUUUUGAAGAAGAUGAGAUAUAUGGAGAAGAACAUGAGGGAUGGCCAUGCCUGGAGUGGUAGUGAGCGGAGUGACGCAACAAAUGCCCCCUCCCCAUUCAAAGACAGUCCCGCGGCUCUGUGGCAGGCAUUUGGGCUGCGUGAAGCAGCUUCCGGCGCCCCCGCACAGCUCUUACCUGACGCUGCCACUCGGCCCCCCUCAGACACUUCAGCGAAUGAUAUCGAAAAGCAAGACUCUGCAACCCCGAUGGGCUGCGCUGCUCCUGCGCCUCCCUUUAAGAGGCCUCGCCGCUCUCCCCACGCACACGGCGGGCCACGGGGUCCCCCCCGUCGGCUCGGCCGGUCCUCCAUCAAACGUCUCCUCCAGGCGACGCCGGGCGGCAAUGUACAAAGUGAACAUCCGGGUCAAACUCAAGGUCAAGUGAGGAGCUCCUCCGAGGACAGCGGCAUCCUACCGCCGCGCCACAGCUCUUCCUUGUGCGUGUGCUGAUUAUUGUCUUAUAGAAACUGUUUUUUUUUUUGUUCUCGAUGCGAGAAGGAUAAUCUGUAUCAGGUGUGCCACGGGCCAAUUCCGAGACGUAUACUUUUUAUACAAAAAUGCUUUGCUUUUGUAAAUAUGUGAGAGAUUUGAGGUUGUAAAUGUGUUGCUGUUUUAACCUUUUUCUUCCUGGCCCCUCUCUAGAACUGAGUGUUCGCAGACAUCUUUAAAUCCAUUUAAUCCACACAAUCUAUUUUCAUACGUAUAAGUAUGUAUAGUAUAUAUCCAAAAGGCGUAUUUUGAGGAUAGAUGACUACAAUAUGAGAUCAGUUCACCAAAAUUAGGACACGCGCAAUCUUCCAGUUUGGAUUUCCAUCGAAUGAAUUCAAUGUUUAAGAUUGAUUUUAAUCGUCUGAUGCCAUAACAUCCCCAUUUUUCCGUCAUUGGAGUCAAUACCUCAGACUGAAAUGUGCUACUAUGCCAUUGUUAGGGUAUUUUAUUAUUAUAGUUAUAAUGAUUUAACUGCGUUCCAUAGAAGGCCCCCCCGUAAGUGGUGAUACUGCGGCGUGCAAAAUAAUGGUAUACGGUAUUGAUGAAGAUAUUGAUUUUAAAUCUGUUGCUUGUUUAGAGUAUGAACAGUGGCUAAUUAUGUUCCGUCCUGAUCACAAUUGCCACUCGGCUAAUUGGUGUAUCUCGUGCACAGCUUGUGAGGAGGCGUGAAAGGGUCUGUUCACCAAAACCAGAAGAAAAAAAAGCCAAAUUUGUUCUCUCAUUUCCCCCUCGUGGUAUCUCUGUCCGUAAUGCACAUAACGCGUGGUUGUAGUGAACUGACCCCCUUGAUGGAGAGAUCCAUCUCUUUAUUUGACCAAUGGUGCUGAUGUGAAAGCCAAGAUAUACCCGUGCCUCACUGGAAGGUGGUUUUGGAGUCUGCUUUUUACUGGCCCCUUCCAUUUCUUUUCAUAUAUUGUACCCUUGUGUGUGGUCUGCUCCCAUAACUUGUGUUAACAUGGCAGCUCGGUUCCUCUUUAAGCCGAUUUGGUUUCCCUCUUGUCUUUUCCAUAAACGUGUAACGGUUGCCUUAGCACAAAUGAGUCAGAGGUGCUAUUCACAGGUUUUCAUAGUUGGGGCUCAAACAGGGGUGAGAAAUCUCCAGGAUAUCUCAAUGUAAAUAUGGCUGUGGCCCAGCAGUUUGUGGAUUUUACUUGUACAGCACGUCAAUAUGCAAUAGAAGUUUGUACAGUACGUUAUUAUGCACAAGUAUCGGGUUUAUUUAGGAUUCUGGCAUGCUCGGAUCUACUCUGUAAUGUUGUCGUGUGUCCAGAGGUAAUGGAUGUUAAUGGGCAUGUGUUUUGGUUUUUGACGGUGACAAUACUUUGUGUCUGGCUUCAUAUCCACUGCAACACAGCGUGUCUGUGUGUUGUAAUAAAGCUCUCAUUUCCCAAAAAGGGUUAAAAGAGUGUGUUGCAGUGUCUAUGCGGCUCCAGACAACCAUCUCCAGCCCAGUGUGUGUGUGGAGCUGUUAUCGUGACUAUGAUUAAUGACCUCGCAUGUUUCUGAUUUUGAAAAAGUAACGUUUUCCUUCAGCUACUGUGUAGCUUGAAUAUAUAUCGAGGGUGUGUGCAGGGUGCACUGGCGUUGUGUUCCAGUAGAUGGCGGUGAUGUAAAGGGAUUAAACAGUUGUGUCUCUGCAGUGA
Messenger RNA from Cyclopterus lumpus (lumpfish), 3621 nucleotides. RefSeq names its product protein phosphatase 1D-like. Bases 163 to 1512 code for a protein of 449 amino acids. Gene Ontology annotation, molecular function: mitogen-activated protein kinase binding; protein serine/threonine phosphatase activity; cation binding. The record is from RefSeq and is a predicted model, not a curated record. The transcript has 7 exons. Gene Ontology annotation, cellular component: cytosol; nucleus. Gene Ontology annotation, biological process: protein dephosphorylation. Lineage: Eukaryota; Metazoa; Chordata; Actinopteri; Perciformes; Cyclopteridae.